UUUAAAAAAGCCGGCUAACCCCCGUCCUUUUGCAACGGACAAGCGCUAUCCAACUUCACCACUCUCUUUCAGCACUUCUGCUGCGUCAAGUCCCUCCAAACUUCAUCAUGGGUUCGGAAUUGGGAAUCACCGCCGAUACCAAGGCGGCAAUUGACCUCUCGCCGGUCAGCAUCUGGUGGGUCGUUUGGGGAUGUGCCUGGACGGCCGCCGUAGCCGCCGGCAUGGCAUAUCUGAUCAUCAACCGGGACAUGCCUACUCUUCGAAUUCGAGGCCUCGCCUUGUCGCUCUCUUCAAUCGUUCUUCUUCAUCUUUACUGGUGGGUUUGCCAAUUUGGCACCAUGGUAGGCGCCCUUUUGCCCGGGGACGCCCAAUAUUGGAUCAUGGGGACCUAUCUCCCUUGUGGUAUCGCUCUUUUCCACGCCUCCAAUACUCGUUUCCUCCACGUCGCCAAGCUUCAGCGCAAGUAUGCUCAGCAUGGCUACCGUCUCGUCGACGCUGUGCCGGAUCAGAGACCUAAGACCGGCCUGAUCAAUCGUUUCCGCCGUCUCGACUAUACGACCAAGAUCCUCAUCACCGUGGGCAUUGGAAUGUUCCUCCAGGUCUUCCUGACAGUAUUCAACUAUGUCAUUUCUCGCAAGUGGCACAGCUCCUGGGGUAUCCCAGGUACUGAGGUCCACGGUAGCGAAAUGGCCCAGAAGACGGCUCAGGGUCAGGGAUGGGAGUGGUGGCCUGGUGUGUUCUGGCAAUUCUUAUGGUCUUGGGUCCUUGCCCCUAUCAUCCUCUGGAAGUCGCGCAACAUUCACGACACCCAGGGCUGGCGGGUGCAGACCAUUGGCUGUGCUCUUGGCAGUCUCCACGCUACCCCAAUGUGGCUUAUCGCUCUUUACGUCCCUGGAAUGGCACCGGUCAACAAAUACUUUAUUCCUCCCCAGUGGAUCUGCCUGUCCAUCUGGAUUAUCGAAAUCUUCACUGUCUUCCUCCCUUGCUGGGAGGUCAUGCGUCACCAGUCCCUUCGUCAAGAGACCCUCGACUCCAUCGCUCGGUGGGAGAUCAAGGUCAAGUCUAGCAACUCUGAGAACAAGUCUCUCAACUCAGAAACCACCAUGGUCGAGUCCAUGAUGUCGGGAUGGAAGUCCACCAACGCCUCUAUCAAGACUACUGGCUCGCGCGACAGCAUUCUGACCAUGAGUGCUCUGGAGCACGUCCUGGAGCGCAACCCCACCCCUCUUCAGGAGUUCUCUGCGCUCCGUGAAUUCUCGGGAGAGAACAUUGCCUUCCUCACAAGCCUUGCUCAGUGGAAGAACUCGCUCCCGAUAGUUCUGAAGGAUCCCACUGCCCCCCGUGACGGCAACUCCAAGGAUCUCCUCCGUGAACACUUCAACCUCGCCUUGCACAUCUACGCCGAUUUCAUCAGUGUUCGCCUUGCCGAGUUCCCGGUAAACAUCUCGUCCAACGAUCUCAAGAAGCUUGAGGACAUUUUCGAACGGCCCGCUCGCCUUCUCUACGGCGAGGAGCGCGAGGCCGACCCCGUCAGCCCCUUCGACAAGUUCAACUUCGAGCCCGCGUCGCCCACUGUCUCCGAGAGCUCCGAGAAGGGCAUGACGAAUUGCAUUCGGAACCGCGUCCACUACUGGGGCGAUAUUCCCGAACAAUUCGACGCGACCGUCUUCCAGGACGCGGAGGCGAGCAUCAAAUACCUCGUCCUCACCAAUACCUGGCCCAAGUUCAUCAAAGAUCGCAGGACCUCGAUUGAUUCCUUCGACACCAUGAGGACCAAGACGGAGAUUGUCUAGGAGGGUUUUAUGAGCGACUCAUGAGUGAUUCAUGAUAUGAGCCUGUACCUGUACCUUUUCAGGUGUAGAGUCUUUCUUUUUUACGUUUUACCUUUCUUCGUUCGCGCCAGGUAACUGCGUGCGCCCCCCCAUCUACGGAAGUUGAAGAAGAACCCCCGUAUUUUACAUAUAAUAACUUUUUUUGCCAUUUGAUUGAAUGUCAACAGCCGGAUACCCCCUUAACUUGUUUAUUCUCCUUACGAUUGGAAUCGAUGUUUCUCUCUUUUCGAUGUUUUCUUUUUUCUUGUCAGAUUAUCUGGGCUACUGUACCCUUCUGUUCUGAAGAUUGCUUCGUCUUCUACCUCAAUUGAUAAUUUCCCUUCUCG
This is a messenger RNA of Penicillium subrubescens, 2158 nucleotides long. RefSeq lists its product as uncharacterized. The record is from RefSeq and is a predicted model, not a curated record. Lineage: Eukaryota; Fungi; Ascomycota; Eurotiomycetes; Eurotiales; Aspergillaceae. The transcript is spliced from 4 exons. Bases 108 to 1793 code for a protein of 561 amino acids.